AGAGAGUGCGGACUACUCCGUCUCGGUUUGCCGCGAGCAAGUCGCAACCAGUAAGGAGAAGGACGCUCACGAGUCGAACUCGUUCGUUAGAUGCCUGAGUAAGUGGGAGAGAGAGAGAGAGAGAGAAGCUGCACAACUGGAAUGAGAGGGCGAGACUUGGGAGUAUUCUUCUUCGUCUUCUCCUCGAUCUCUGUCGGGGAUUGUGGCCGUGAGUCCCCGCCAGUUGUCCGAUGUAAUACUCGCGAGUGUACGUCCCGGCGUCUUGAACAUGACCAUUGAAGGGGCAGCAGUCGAGAUUGAAGUUGUAAAAUCAGCAGACAACAAUUUGCUGCGUGCGGUGUGGUUAUGUUUUCAUGGAGGUGAAUCGUGAAUUUGCCAAGAGUGACCAAAUGCCAAGGAAUGGGUCACAUAUGUGAUUGGGAUGCAUGAAUCUUGAGUCGGAGUGUCGUCGGCUAGAGCCGAGGCCAAAUAUCCCCAUGUCUCCAGUGUAACUUAGCCUUCUCCCACCAUCAUUGUCUGCUUCCUCAACAACCUCAUCCCCCACUUUGACGCCAGUGGAAACUCGAAAGUGUAGUGUCUCGGCUCAAAACAGGUGAAUGGUGCCAGUAUUCAAUGCAAAUUGAUGUGAAAGCACAUUGCCACACCUCACACACUGUAAGGCUGAUCCAAUUUGUGCCUCUCUUCUCCAAUGUUCGUAUAUGUGAAUGGCCCCAUUGUGCCUCCCAGUGCUUUUUCUCUGCAACCCUUGUAACCCUAUCAGACACCAUUGCUACGACCAAUGCCAAAGCUGUGGUUGCACCUCGUGUAACUGUCUUAUGCUAUGACAGACACCCAUUCCAGUUCAGGUCCAGCCUCGACCACGAACUCCCUGCCCACGUCUGGUGCCACCAUGAGUGGGGGUUCCGCCCCCACCCACAGAAUCAAGAAACUUUUAGACUCGUUCAUGGGCUCAGCUAGCCACUCUCUCACGGGUCCGGCGGCUCACUCCGACCUUGAGGAACCGCCUUACAAAAGAAUGGCUUACAAACUUCCACCUGAUGUCGAGUUAAGCAAAACCUCGUCCUUGGACGAGGACGACAAUGAGAAAGAUCUUAAAGUGAAAGCCUCGCCUGGACCCAUUAAAAAUGUCGAUCUGGCAGACCGGAUAGGCAAUGGUCUUGUAACUUUAUCAAGGAUAGAUGAUCAUGCCUCGAAUAAUCACCACCGACACCCCGAAAAAUCACCAUCCGGAAUGGGCAACCACGUCGGUUCCAGGCACAGUCUACCCAGUGUGGAACCUCAGAGACCUCGGAUGUUAAUGGGACAGCACCAAUUACCUGUAGCCAAUCAUGAUCGAGGUCGCUAUGUUCAAGCCAAUGAUCUGUAUUCUCCCGGCUCUAAUCGACACCUGAGUGGCGAAGCAAUUAGAAGAUUAGGUCAAAGCAAAGAGCAACAACAACCUUCAAGCAACCACUAUCAGGGUCCAUUGUCAGCGGUUGAUAACCGGCUCCUACCCGCACAGGACAAACUGCGAUUAGGUGCCACCAGAGGCGGUCCUACCACUGCCAAUACUGCGACGCAGUCUUUUAAGCGCCCUAUCAAUGGCAUUGCUACUGAUCCUAAUGCCAUGCCCCCAUCCGUCACAGUUCCGGUCCUUUCUACCCGGGACCGUGGUCAAAGUGAGCUCACAGACACCACCCUCAAUGGAGAAAAGAUCAGCUGUUUUUCAGUGGGUGGUGAAUUCCGGCUCUGUUUGCCUCAGAUCUUGAAUACCGUUCUGGACUCGGAGCCGUUGCAACGGAUCCACCAAGCUUGUGACGAGCUGCAGAUAUAUUGCUCCACGUGCUCCCCUGACCAAUUGGACACUCUGAAACGACUCAAGAUCCUACCCAUUUCAGCCUAUCAGUGCGGCUUGAUAACAAAAAGUGACGCCGAAAGGCUUUGUGCCACCUUGUUGGAGCGGAACCCACCACGUGCUAGUCUGACAGGAUUCAAUGCCAAGGCAUCUCCUUUCUCCUUCAAGGUGGAACAUUCGUGCUUUGGAAAGUGCAUCGGGAUUCUGCUACCGGAGGCUUGCACCAGUGCCAAUGCACGAUGCAUUGAAUGCCUCGAAUGCGAGGGUCUCUUUUCGCCCCCAAAGUUUGUUUGCCACUCGCAUCUCAAUGCCGAGAACCGGACCUGCCAUUGGGGGUUUGAUUCGGCCAACUGGCGGUCCUACCUUCAUUUGUACGAAGGAUACGUGGAACCGGAGCGAGAGCGUCUACAGAGGCGAUUCAGUGACUUCAAGAGCAAGUUCGCCAACUUGGCCACCAACAACCCGAAUUGCGCUAUCAUGAACGUUGUGCCCAAACGUAAAAUGAGCGAUGAUCAUAUUCCCACUGGAAGGAUUGCACACCCUUCUGCCGCGUUGCAAGCUGCAUCUCAAAUGGCCUCUAUGACCGGAGGAGUACCCUUAAAAAAGGCUCGCCAUUCCAUGGACUCUAGUGAUCUUCCACCUCAGAGUGCCGCUCCAAGUGCCUUUCCGGUGGGGUCGUUGCCACCAGGGGCAGAUCCUGUGGCCUAUUACUAUAGUAUGGUCGCGAGCAAGGGCCAGAUUCAUCCGGCAGCGGCAGCUUGGGCGGCCAAUAUGGCAGCUAUUAAGGAAGGAAAGACGCCACCUUUCCCCAACUUCCCUCCAGGUUCAGUCCCUGUGGGCGGAGGAGCAUCAUUAGGGUACGGGUCCCAGAUGCGAGCCGCCAAUAAUCCAAUGAUCCGAAGGUCAAGCAGUUCACCCACACCCCCAAUGACUGGGAGAUCCUCAUCUCUGAAAUCUAGUCCUGCCUCCUCUCAAGUGGAUAGUCCGGGUGAGCAACGGACAUCAUCUGCCUUUGGGCACAACUUGGGUGGAAAUCCGCGUCAGUCUCCGUUGGUAGUUUCAACUCCACCAUCGACAUUGGCCCAUUUCAAUCGAGGUGAAAAUACACCAACAUUAGCCCAUGGUGCUCCAAGGAAUAAGAUAUCCUUGGCAGAGGAUAUUCAAACCAUUCGAGACGCCUUGGACGGAGCCUCAUCUCAAGCUAGGGAAAGAACGUUAAAGAUCCUGGAAAGACUGACUGCACGGCUAGCCUUGGCUGAGUCCGAACGAGAUCGAGCCAUUUCUGAUCUGAGCAGUUUUCAAAAGAAGUUUCGAGUGCUAGAGGAUGAGCUCAUGAAAAAAAGAGAAGAACUGCGAGAACUGCUUCGCCAAGAAGGUCUGUCACAUCGGUCAGCUGUCACACUAGAGCUCCUCACGGAGUCGGCAGAGCUCCGUGGGAGCGUAGGUGGGUCAAGGAGUGACCGAGGAGGAGUGCCAAGCAACCCCGAGGAUCUAGUUAGUCCAACCUCGAAGAAAACAUUCUCUUCUUUGCCCAAAAUCGAGAUGAAAAGCCCUGCUCGUGUAAUAGAGGAGAAGGAACAACGCUAUUCUAACUGCGUCAGCCGGAGUUCCACUCGAAGCUCUCAAGGAGGGGCUCCUGACACCCCAAUUGGGUCUGAAGGAUUUCCUCCGCCAUCAAGCACUCCAUCGAGUGUGGUUCGAGCAUCGUCGGCUGGGCUAAUAGGAUCCACGGAGCGAGAAACCAAUGAGUUGGCACAGAAUCCUACCCCAGAAACAAAUCAGAGGCAUCGGUCAGGGACACCCGUCAGCACAAAAUCAAAGGAUUCGGAAGAUCUUAGGGAUCGGAUGAUGACCAUGGAGGCUGAACUGAGAGCCCUUCGGGAAGAACUCUCAACCCGGACGUUACCGAAAAAGAAGCCUGUGCCCAUGAGCACUCUGCCAACACAUGGUGGAGACUCAGAUUCAAAAACCAAACUCGAUAAUGGUCCAUGUCAAAAAGCUAGCGAGAAUCAUGAGAACGACGAGAAAGUCGCCAACAUGAAGAAUCCAAUUAAGACUAAGGCCGCUUCGACAACGGAAUAAUUAUUGAACGUGCAUUUUGGGCCUCAACCUUGACCACUUCACUUCGCCACAACAAUAAGUAAGGGGCCCAACCAAGAGGGCCUUUUAAGCAACUUGAAAAGACUGAAUUUUUCCCCUCUCGUAUAUAUUCCCCACCCUAUAGUAGGCCUCUCUGACUUUCACUCUUCCUCUCGCUUUCCUCAGUUUUCAGAAUUUAAAGAUCCACAAACCAGAGCAAAGGAAUACUUCCAUAAAAUACUUACAUACAUGCAGAGAUGAAGAUGAAAAUAGCUUUUAAAGUUCAAAGCAACUGAGUUUCCCUUUCUUCCACAACCGCCACGUGAACGACACAGUACGUAAAAAUAGAACAAAGUAAUAUUUUAGCAGAAAAAAUCUCAUCCCCAUAAGUCCUACCCACUCAAUAGCUCGAACUCCCCCAAAGAAGCCAUUGUCAGCUAUUCUUAUUGAGGAAAACCACAAAACCAGUUCCAUAGAUAUAUUCUGAAAUGCUAGAUUGUCGUCUACGUCAAAGAUACGGGUAUAGUUGAAGCCACACUUCAGCUACAUUUUUAAACGAAAAUUGCCAACCUUUCAUGACCAGUAAUGCCCAAAGGCGCCCCAUUUGUUAGUCAAAAAACCCUGUUCAAGUAAUGAUAGCCUCACAAAGCCAGUCAAUGGUCACUUUCUGACACUGCCUUCAAACCAUAGUCUUCAAUAGACUGAAAAUGCUCCAGCAAGACCCCGACAACCACAACAUAUGUACCUAGAUGAAUUGGGCGGCUGUUGGCUAUGACUGGUCUUGAAAAGGUUGACUCACUAUUUCGAAUGGCAACACUGAUUUGCUGUUCACUUUUGUCAGCUGAUAUUGAAGUGUUUCUUGGUCUUGAAUGAUCCCGUUUAAACACACAUACCUUACAUCUGAGAUUUAAAAUCUCCAUAAAUUUUAUUGUAAAUAAAAUAAGCCGGACUAUCCUCCACACACCUUUAUAUAAAUAUGACACCACAUGUAUGAACUACUCGCAGGCAUGCUACAACAAUCUGAUUUAGUUUCAAUCUAAAUGUGUGUCCAUCAUGUGUUACAAUCCUCAAAAAAUGUAUUUAGAAGGCAACAUUCGAGGAUUGUCUACCAAGCGUUCUUUCCUUGGGAGUGGGAUUAAUAAUACUUGAUGUGUUGUGUCCAUUGUGAAAAAGCACCAACAUUUUUGGAUUUGUUUUCAAUGGCACACAUUGUUCUUUUCUGUAACCUUGUUGUUACGUCAAAUCGUCUAAUUAUUAUUAUUAUUAUCAUCUUUAUUAUUGCUAUUAUCAUUUAAACGCUCCUUCUCCAGGAUGAAGACAAUAAAGAUUAUCUCGCAAA
Molecule: messenger RNA, 5252 nt
Organism: Tigriopus californicus
Lineage: Eukaryota; Metazoa; Arthropoda; Copepoda; Harpacticoida; Harpacticidae
Product: ski oncogene-like
Exons: 8
Coding region: 821-3916 (1031 amino acids)
Biological process (GO): negative regulation of BMP signaling pathway
Cellular component (GO): nucleus
Molecular function (GO): RNA polymerase II cis-regulatory region sequence-specific DNA binding; DNA-binding transcription factor activity, RNA polymerase II-specific; SMAD binding
Source: RefSeq, a predicted model, not a curated record